Messenger RNA from Plasmodium fragile, 3192 nucleotides. RefSeq lists its product as uncharacterized. The transcript has a single exon. The coding region runs from base 1 to 3192 and encodes 1063 amino acids. The record is from RefSeq and is a predicted model, not a curated record. Lineage: Eukaryota; Apicomplexa; Aconoidasida; Haemosporida; Plasmodiidae.
AUGAAAAUCUGUAACUACAUCUUUGGCAAAGUAACAGAUCCGUAUAGCCACAUUGAGAAGAUAAAGGGAUUGUUGGAGUUGCCUGCUGGAAAGAUUAAGAGCACAUGGAGCGUCGAUUUUGUGCAGAGUUGUGUGCGCAGGUAUGAUGAGGAAGUGGCGAAGAAGAGUUACAAAAUUAAAUAUGAUGUUCAUACGUCGCUGCGGGAGGACUUCCUUCCCUGCGAGGGAAACACAAAUGAAGAGUUGCUCUUCAUUAACAGGUACAUAUACUUCGAACAUAACACUAACAAGAAUCUACUAGUGUGUAGGAAAAAAAUUAAAAGGAGAUUUGGGACCAAUACCUGUUUUCAUAAUAUUAACAAAUCGCUGCAUGAUUUGACGAGGGAAGGUUACAUCUCGAGGGACACCUCCGAAAUUGUUGCAGUACUCCCAACGAAUUGUGUGAUCAAAUUUUUUUCCACUAAACGGAAUCGCUUCUUUGCGUUUGUCGUGGAGCGUAGUGAUUGCUAUGUCAACUGGGGUUAUGUCUUUCGUGGGAGUUGCCUCGUUAGGGAUGCCAACUUGGAUCAUGUCGAUUGUGCAGCUACCUCCAGGGGGGGUUCUUCCCCUCGAGGAAGUGACAGACGAGGUCCAUUUAGGGGGAGACCUCCGGAAGGGGUUCGGUCGCGAGGAGUGCAGAGGCUUCCCCGCAACGAUGCCCAUCACUUCGCUCAUCAAUCGAAGCGUCCUCGUUAUCGCCUCCCUUAUCACCAGCUGCUCUACCAACGCAAGGGCGUGCAGAACAUCGUUUUUGUGAAGGCUAAACGUUCCACGCAUUUCUCGACUGCCAACUUCCUCACAAGCGACUUCCUCACAACCGAACUUGAUGAGAAGCACCGGUGCAGCGGGCUAUUCCUCAACUCGUGUGGUUGCACCCCCCCUCGAAAGCAGCUACUACUGUCCGAACCAAACGAGCAGAACUUUUUAAAUAUAUAUUCAAGUAAAGACAUGAAGAAGAUUUUCCUCUUGAGCGGAAACCACCAUACGAAUAAACUCUUUCUCAUUCACUUCAAAGACAAGUCCAGGAAACGGACUCCCCAUUAUGAGUUAAGGUUAAUCAACCUGGUAGGGAGGCCACUUCUACAAGGAAAGUACUUCCUUGAGCACUUUCGCAACCAUGUGAUAAUCAUAGGGAAUAAAGAGGACAAUUGCACAGAAGUGUAUACCCUCCAUUGUGAUGCGCUGCAUCUUGUACGUGAUGGACAACUUGCACGAGGUAGGAAGGGCCAAAAGGAAAAAAUUUUGUUCCCCACUCACUCGGUGCACAUAACGAAGGAGGAGAUACAUGUGGAUAGCCGCUUACGCAAAAUGUUAACUCUACAAAAUUGCACACUUCAAGAUUUUGAUGUGACCAAGUAUGGUCUUGUCCUCUACACCUAUCGUUACUUUUUGAAGCCGUUUAUUUGCGUCUUAUAUUUAUUUGUGAAGCGGAGGGGGAAGCGCUUUCCAAUGAUGUGUACCCCCAGUGGUGGUGAAGGGGAUGCUGCCGCCUCCACCAUUUGUUGUCCCCCCCCAGGAGGGAUUGCCGACUCGAAGCAAAACGCACAGGAGAACCGUUUGGUGGCCAAAAUGAAGGUUUUUUCUGUGCCCAUAAUAAAAGGAAGCAUGCAGUGCGGAUUGAACAACCUUUUCCACAGCCACCUCAUAAGUGUGUACAUUUGCAACCCGUUUGUGAGCAGCACCCGGGUGGUGAUCGACUUGAGAAGGGGGGUGGUAGCCCUUCCGAGGAACAUUCAACCGGGGGUGAAACGUAAGAAAGGGGACAAAAAGGGGGACUGUCCGACAAAGGAGGAACCAAACGGAUCCUUCUUCCGAGCGAAGAACAACAUCCAUUACGAUCUCCAACUUGAGGACUUAUUUGCAAAAAAUAAAAAGUACAAAAUUAAGGACCUGUUUAUUCGCACCGAGGAGGGAAGAGAGUUACCAAUCACGCUGAUCUAUAAACACAAAAAUAAUAGCAACCUGUGUGAUACUGAAAAAGAAUCUUACAAAAGUUUUUCCACACAUGUUGAAGAGGAGUAUGACUCGUUCACUUUAACCGCUAGGUCCUUUGGAGAUUUUUUUGUGCAUUUUUUUUCAUCACCAAAAUGGAGCAUAGACAUGGGGAUACAAGUGCAUGAACAUCUCCCUCUAUUCAUUAAACCAAGCAAAACAAUCAUUAACGUCUACCCCUUUUAUCGGCAACUCAAUCUUUGUACCUACUCGGAUGAGUCCCAUUUUUUCCUUUUGAAUAAUUUUAUUGUAGUUUAUUUUCACCUGACCUGUUCAGGCGGAUUGCUAGAGGGGACCCAAAAAAAAAACCCAUUGGACAAAAGCGCCACGCUUGAUAAAUUGACCACCAUUCGGGACCUCACAGAUUCUAUUAAUUGCUUGAAACAUUUAAAUGUUAGUGACACGGAAAGCAUGUCCAUGUAUUUGCACUCCAACAGUGGUCUCCUUGGGGGGUUCCUGCUAAAUGGGCAGAAAAAGUUUCUUCAAAAUAUUAUUUUAAUUAACCCCAUGAUGGACCUUUUUAAUAAUCUCACCGAUGAGAACAAGCCGCACGUACAUUCGGAGAGACUCGAGUUUGGUCACAUCGACCCUGAAGCUUUUCUACUAAAAGGUGAUGGACGAGCCACCCUCCCCCAGAGUGGCGCAUGCCAAAACAACUUGCUCCUACUCUACGCACUGUGCCCGUACAAUAAUGUAGAGCCAACCUACAGCGAAGUCUUCUCCUCCCAAGACCAAUCCGAUCAGAGGAUCCCAUUCAAACUUAGCGUAACACACCACAAGGAUAAAUUAUUUAGGAGUUCUGUUCUGCUCUACCUAAACAAGUACGACAUGAUAUGCCCAAAUGUUAAUUCGGUGAAAUAUUUUUUAAAAUACACUCAUUAUCGGAGGGUGCAUGUGAGGUUCUGUUACUACUCCUUUGGCUUUGACUGUGUGGGAGGGAGGGUCAACUUGCUCAACUUCCUCAAUUUCCACAACUUCCACAGUGGGGACGUGCAGCAGCUGCAGAAGAAGAAGCCCUUGUACAUUUCCUUCUCCGAGCACGGGGGGCAUGGCGGGUUCGCCGACUACGACUCACUGCUGCGCCGGCCGCUCGGCCGCAUCCAUUUUCACCUGGUUGGGCAGCGGUGUGCAGAGGAUCCUGCGGAAAUGGCGAACGAGUGA